CGGUCACAUGCGGUGGAAACCUCUGCAGCUUUUAAGGUGAGACGUGGACAGACCGCCAUCAGAUGCAGAGAACGCUGAGGAACGCUGAGGAACCCAACAAGAUGUCUCGCUUUCUGGACAUGAAGGAGUUUGGAGAAGCUGCUCGUUAUCUCCGCCUCACCAACCUGGAGCAGCUGGCUGCCAGGGCCCAGGCCUUCGAUGGGACGAAGCGCGUUUGGAUGCCGGAUGAAGCUGAAGCCUACAUCGAGGUGGAGGUCAGAGAGCUGGACGGAGACAAGACGACGGUGGAGACCCGAGAUGGACGGUUUGUGGUGGUGAGAGAAAGCGACCUGCAGCCCAUGAACCCUGCUAAGUUCGACAUGAUGGAGGACAUGGCCACGCUGACCCACCUCAACGAGGCGUCGGUGCUCUUCAACCUGCGGAGGAGAUACAGCAUGUGGAUGAUCUAUACCUACUCCGGCCUCUUCUGUGUGGCGGUGAAUCCCUACAAAUGGCUGCCGGUCUACGCGCCGGCGGUGGUCGCUGCCUAUAAGGGGAGGCGGCGCGCUGACACGCCCCCCCACAUCUACGCCAUCGCUGACGGAGCCUACAGCGACCUGCUGAAGAACCGAGAGAACCAGUCCAUGCUCAUCACCGGGGAGUCCGGAGCAGGAAAGACCGUCAACACCAAGCGGGUGAUCCAGUACUUUGCCACUGUGGCGGCUCUGGGGGAGAACGUGAAGAGAGGGCGCUCCCUGGAGGACCAGAUCAUUGAAGCCAACCCAGCAAUGGAGGCAUUCGGGAACGCCAAAACCAUCCGGAACGACAACUCGUCUCGCUUUGGGAAGUUCAUCCGCAUUCAUUUCGGUCCGUCUGGGAAGCUGGCGUCUGCUGACAUCAACAUCUAUCUUCUAGAGAAAUCCAGAGUCGUGUUUCAGCAACCAGGAGAGAGGAGCUACCACAUCUACUACCAGAUUCUGUCCAAUCACAAGCCAGAGCUGCAAGACAUGCUGCUGGUGACCUCCGACCCCUACGACUAUCACUUCUGCUGCCAGGGCGUGACCUCAGUGGAGGGCAUCAACGACGGCGAGGAGCUCAGCCUCACUGAUCGUGCCAUGGACACCCUGGGAUUCCCCCCAGAGGAGAAGUACGGCUGCUAUAAAAUCGUUGGAGCCAUCAUGCACUUUGGGAACAUGAAGUUCAAGAAGAAGCAGAGAGAAGAGCAGGCUGAAGCUGACGGCACAGAAAGUGGGGACAAGGCGGCGUACCUGAUGGGCAUCAGCUCCUCUGAGCUGCUGAAGGGGCUGCUCAACCCCAGAGUCAAGGUUGGCAAUGAGUUCAUAGUGAAGGGGCAGACGGUGGAGCAGGUGAACUACGCGGUGGCGGCUCUGUCCAAAGCCACGUACGACCGCAUGUUCAGGUGGCUGGUGGGUCGGAUCAACUUGUCUCUGUACACCGCUCUGCCUCGCCAGUACUUCAUAGGAGUCCUCGACAUUGCUGGAUUCGAGAUCUUUGAGCUCAACAGCUUUGAGCAGCUGUGCAUCAACUUCACCAACGAGAAGCUGCAGCAGUACUUCAACCACCACAUGUUCAUCCUGGAGCAGGAGGAGUACAGGGCCGAAGGGAUAGAGUGGACCUUCAUAGACUUCGGCCUGGACCUGCAGGCCUGCAUCGACCUCAUAGAGCGGCCCAUGGGGAUCCUGUCCAUCAUGGAGGAGGAGUGCAUGUUCCCCAAGGCCACCGACGGCAGCUUAAAGACCAAACUGUACGACUACCAUCUGGGGAAGUCACCCAACUUCCAGCGGCCACGGCCCGACAAGAAGCGCAAAUACGAGACCGCCUUUGAGCUGGUUCACUACGCUGGAGUGGUACCGUAUAACAUCACAGGCUGGCUGGACAAGAACAGAGAUCCUCUGAACGAGACGGUGGUCACUCUGUUCCAGAAAUCCUCCAACAAACUGCUGGCUGGGCUUUUUGAGGACUACGUCUGCUCUGACGCAGCCGGUGACCACAGCGGGGAAACCAGGCAGAGGAGGAGGAAGGCUGCAUCCUUCCAGACUGUUUCACAGAUGCACAAGGAGAACCUGAACAAGCUGAUGGCCAACCUGCGCAGCACUCAGCCUCACUUUGUCCGCUGCAUAAUCCCCAACGAGAGCAAGAGUCCAGGUGUGAUGGAUCCUUUCCUGGUCCUCCACCAGCUCAGGUGCAACGGAGUCCUGGAGGGGAUCAGGAUUUGCAGGAAGGGCUUCCCCAACCGGAUGGUUUACGCUGAAUUCAAACAGCGCUACCGCAUCCUGAACCCGUCGGCCGUCCCGGAGGACUCCUACAUGGACAGCAGGAAGGCCGCCGAGAAGCUGCUGGGCUCUCUGGACGUCGAUCACGGCCAGUACAAGUUCGGACACACCAAGGUGUUCUUCAAGGCGGGGUUGUUGGGACAGCUGGAGGACAUGAGGGACAGCCGUCUGUCCCACAUCAUCACCGCCGUCCAGGCCCGGUGCCGAGGGAAGCUGAUGAGGCUGGAGCUGCAGGAGCUGAUGCUGAAGAGGGACGCCUCCAUGGUGAUCCAGUUCAACCUGCGCGCCUUCUUCUCGGUGCGCACCUGGCCGUGGAUGAUGAUGUUCUAUAAGCUCCGCCCCCUGCUGAAGAGCGCCCAGGUGGAGAAGGAGCUGGCCGCUCUGAGGGAAGACUUCGCCAAGCUAAAGGAGGCUUUUGAAAGGUCGGAGGUCAGACGGCAGGAGGCCGAGCAGCAGCAGGUGGUUCUGGUCCAGGACAAAAAGGACCUGGCUCUGCAGCUUCAGGCUGAGCAGGACAACCUGAUGGACGCGGAGGACCGCUGCAAUCAGCUCAUCCAGUCUAAGAUCUCUCUGGAGUCGAAGCUGAAGGAGGCGCAGGAGCGUCUGGAGGACGAGGAGGAGGUGAGCGCCAGCCUGACGACGAAGAAGCGUCAGCUGGAGGACGAGGUGCUGUCGCUGAAGAGAGACGUGGACGACCUGGAGAUGACGCUGGCGAAGGCGGAGAAGGAGCGUCACGGCGUGGAGAACAAGGUGAAGAACCUGACGGGAGAGAUGCGCCUCCUGGACGAGUCGGUCGCCUCCCUGAGCCGAGAGAAGGCCGCUCUGCUGGAGGCUCACCAGCAGGUGCUGAUCGACCUUCAGGCUCAGGAGGACAAGGUCAACAUGCUGGCAAAGGUUAAAGGUCGUCUGGAGCAGCAGGUGGACGACGUUGAAACCUCGUUAGAGCAGGAGAAGAAGAACCGAGCUGAGCUGGAGCGAUGCCGGAGGAAGCUGGAGGGGGACCUGAAGCUCUGCAUGGACUCGGUGAAGGACUUGGAGAACCACCGGGAGCAGCAGGAGGAGAUGCUGAGGAAGAAAGACGUUGAGUUGAGUCAGUUCCACGAGAAGCUGGAGGACGAGCAGGCGCUGAGCGUUCAGCUUCAGAAGAAGACCAAAGAGCUUCAGACUCGAGUGGAGGAGCUGGAGGAGGCCCUGGAGGCGGAGCGGGCGUGGCGCCUCAAGGCCGAGCGUCAGAGGAACGACGUGGCCAAGGAGCUGGAGGAGCUGGGCGAGAAGCUGGAGGAGGCAGGAGGAGCUUCAGCGGCUCAGAUCGCCCUCAACAGGAAGCGAGAGGCGGACCUGCAGAAGAUGCGGCGGGAGCUGCAGGAGGCCGGGCUUCACCACGAGGCCAUCGCUGCCGGCCUGAGGAGGAAACACUCGGACACGGUGGCCGAGCUCAGCGAGCAGAUCGAUGCUCUGCAGAGAGCCAAACAGAAACUGGAGAAGGAGAAGAGCGAGAUCCGUCUGGAGGCCGACGACCUGGCCGCCAACGUGGAGCAGCUCGGCCGGGCGAAGGGGGCGGUGGAGAAGAUGUGCAGGCUCUAUGAAGACCAGCUGACUGAAAGCAGGAGCCGAGCAGAUGAGCUGCAGAGGCAGCUGAACGAGGUUUCUGCUCAGAAAGCACGGGCUCUGACUGAAACCGCGGAGUACAGCCGCCGUCUGGAGGAGCGGGAGGUCCUGAUUGGUCAGCUGCAGCGCUGCAAGGCUAACCUCAGCCAGGACACUGAGAACCUGAAGAAGCAAAUGGAGGAAGACAGCAAGGCCCGCGUGGCUCUGGCCCACGCCGUGCAAGCGUCCCGUCACGACUGCAGUCUGCUGAAGGAGCAGCUGGAGGAGGAGCAGGAGGCCAGAGCGGAGCUGCAGAGGGCCGUAUCCACCGCCAGCAGCCAGGUGGUCCAGUGGAGAGCCAAGUAUGAGACAGAAGCUGUGCUGAAGAUAGAGGAGCUGGAAGAUGUGAGGAAGAAGUUGGUUGUGAAACUGCAGAGCGCGGAGGAAGCCACGGAGGCAGCUCAGGCCAGGUGCUCCUCUCUGGAGAAAUCCAAGCAGCGUCUGCAAGCCGAGACGGACGAGCUCGCAGCGCAGCUGCAGCGCUCCAACGCUGCGAACCUGGCUCUGGACAAGAAGCAGAGAAACUUUGACAAGCUGCUGAGCGACUGGAAGCUGAAGUUUGAGGAAAGUCAGGCGGCGCUGGAGGCGUCUCAGAGAGAGUCUCGCAGUCUGAGCACAGAGCUGUUCAGGCUGAAGAGCAGCUAUGAAGAGGCUCUGGAUCAUCUGGAGACGGUCAAACGAGAGAACAAAAACCUGCAAGAGGAAGUCCUGGAGCUGGCGGAGCAGAUCAGCGAGGAAGGGAAGACCAUCCAUGAGCUGGAGAGGAUGAAGAAGAUCCUGGAUGUGGAGAAGAGCAGCAUCAGAGCGGCUCUGGAGGAAGCAGAGGGCACGCUGGAGCACGAGGAGGGCAAGAACCUGAGGUUCCAGACGGAGCUGCAGCAGAUCCGCACCGAGAUAGACCGAAAGGUUGCAGAGAAGGAUGAAGAGCUUGAUGCCCUCAGGAGGAACCACCAGCGCUCUCUGGACAGCAUGCAGGCCAGUCUGGAGGCAGAGAGCCGCAGUCGCAGCGAGGCGGUGCGUCUGAAGAAGAAGAUGGAGUCUGACCUGAACGCCAUGGAGGUUCAGCUGGCGUACGCCAACCGGCAGGCGGCCGAGAGCCAGAGGAUCAUCAGACACCUGCAGACACAGGUCAAAGAGCAGCAGGUGGAGCUGGAGGACAAGGUCCAGCUGGCCAAUCAGCUCCAGGAGCAGACGGUCCUGCUGGAGCGCCGCUGCUCACUGAUGACGGCCGAGGAGGCGGAGCUACGAGGGAUCCUGGAAGAGACGGACCGCGCCCGGAGGACGGCCGAGAACGAGCUGCUGGAGGCGUCAGAGAGAGUCCACCUGCUGGCCGCGCAGAACGCCGGCCUGCUGACCCAGAAGAGGAAGCUGGAGACGGACGUGUCUCUGCUGACAGGAGAGGUGGACGAGGCGAAGCAGGAGAGUCGCAGCGCGGAGGAGAAAGCCAAGAAGGCCAUCGCCGACGCGGCGCUGAUGGCUGAGGAGCUGAAGAAGGAGCAGGACAGCAGCAGCGUGCUGGAGAGGAUGAAGAGGAACAUGGAGUCCACCGUGAAAGAGCUGCAGGUCAAACUGGACGAGGCUGAGCAGGCGGCCCAGAAGGGAGGAAAGAAGCAGCUUCAUAACCUGGAGAGCAGGGUCCGGGAGCUCCAGCUGGAUCUGGCGGAGGAGAAGAAGAGGAGCGAGGAGUACCAGAAGGGCCUUCGUCGCUAUGAGCGGAGAGUCAAGGAGCUGACGUUCCAGUCAGAGGAGGACGGGAAGACUUUACUGAGGAUGCAGGAACUGAUCGAGAAACUUCAGACCAAAGCCAAGAGCUACAAGAGACAAGCGGAGAGCGCCGAGGAGCAGGUGAGCCACACCACUGUGCAUUUCAGAAAGAUCCAACACCAGCUGGAUGAUGCUGAGGAGAGAGCCGACAUCGCUGAGACCAGCGUCAACAGGCUGCGGGUUCAAAGCCGUGAGCGGAGCACCACGGUGGCGCUGAUCACAGAGUGAGGCGACGGGCCUCCAGCAUCAUCACAGUGUUCCUGAGGAGGUUCUAACAUCGCCGACGUUUAAUGAUGUUUGUGGUGAAACUCCUGCAGCUCCAGAUAAUAAACCUUUAUUUCUGCUGUUUUA
Fundulus heteroclitus (mummichog) is the source of this 6035-nucleotide messenger RNA. RefSeq names its product myosin-7B. NCBI's taxonomy places the organism in Eukaryota, Metazoa, Chordata, Actinopteri, Cyprinodontiformes, Fundulidae. The record is from RefSeq and is a predicted model, not a curated record. The transcript has 46 exons. Gene Ontology annotation, molecular function: actin filament binding; ATP binding; cytoskeletal motor activity. Gene Ontology annotation, cellular component: myosin complex. The coding region runs from base 63 to 5912 and encodes 1949 amino acids.